AAUUCCGUGUAAAUAGCAACUCUGACCACGCCCCCUUGUUUGACGUUUCAAAAACAACACAGACGGAAAAAAGAAAAUCCCUCUCUGCUCGGAAAAAAUGCUGUCGGCGGUGAUGAAAGAGCAUCAGGGUAGGCAGCAGGUCCGGAAAGAACAGCAAGAAGUGAAGCGGAAAGAAGCUGUCAAGGCGGCCAAUGACCUCACGCAGGCUCUUGUGGACCAUCUCAACGUCGGGGUGGCGCAGGCGUAUCUGAACCAGAAGCGGCUGGACACGGAGGCCAAGCACCUGCACCACAACGCGACCACCUUCGCCAAGCAGACGCAGCAGUGGUUCCUGCUGGUGCAGAACUUCAGCAGUGCCCUGAAGGAGAUCGGCGACGUCGAGAACUGGGCCAAGAGCAUCGAAACGGACAUGCGACUCGUUUCGAGCUCGGUCGAAUAUGCCUACAAGGGUUUAUUCGAUGAGGGCGAAUCACAAUGAUAAGAGUGAACCGUGGCCUUCCUCGAUGGGACUGAUUUUUGUUAAACUUUUUAUUUGCCAGCUUAAAUCAAUAAGAAAUAUACUAAAUAAAUAAAGAAUGUGUUAAAUUGCGGGGUAACAAUUUGCUAAGCAAAUUGAGGCUGUGUUUGCUUAAAAUUAAUUUUUAGUUCAUAUUUUGUUGCAGUUUUUUAUAUAAUUUUAGAAGAUAUUAUGUUUGUGUCGAAAUAAUGAAAAUAAAAUCUAUUAUUUUGACUGCAAAA
Molecule: messenger RNA, 738 nt
Organism: Neocloeon triangulifer
Lineage: Eukaryota; Metazoa; Arthropoda; Insecta; Ephemeroptera; Baetidae
Gene: Blos1
Product: biogenesis of lysosome-related organelles complex 1 subunit 1
Exons: 4
Coding region: 98-478 (126 amino acids)
Biological process (GO): endosomal transport
Cellular component (GO): BLOC-1 complex
Source: RefSeq, a predicted model, not a curated record